ACUGUAUGCCUGAACUGAAACGGAUGCCAGAAGUGAAAAAAAUGCCGGAACUCACUGAAGUAGACAAGGCUACGGCUUCUAUGACAGAGAAGCGAAAGGAAGAGACCGCGUCGUCAGAUAGUGACUCUGAUGACACUAUUCCAGAACUGGAAGAUGCGGGAGUACCAGGAACUGGUGGCAUCGCAAACCCUAUUCCCGGUAUCGACAUUGUCUCAAAGGCCAAGCAGUCUCGCGGAGAGAAGAAGGCGCGCAAGAUUAUGAGCAAACUUGGUCUUAAACCUGUCCAAGGAGUGAACAGAGUAACCAUCAGGAAAUCUAAAAACAUCCUGUUUGUAAUCAACUCUCCUGAUGUGUACAAGAAUCCCCAUUCAGACACAUACAUCGUUUUUGGAGAGGCUAAGAUAGAGGAUCUGUCACAGCAAGCCACCAUGGCAGCCGCUGAAAGGUUCAAGGCUCCAGAGACUGCGGCUGCUGGACUUGAUUCUGCUGCUGCCGGCACGACUGUAGCCCCAAUAGCAGAAGAAGAAGACGAGGAAGGAGUAGACGAGUCGGGCGUAGACGAAAAGGACGUGGAAAUAGUUAUGUCACAGGCCAACGUGUCGCGAGCGAGAGCCGUGCGCGCCUUGAGAAACAACCAAUCAGAUAUUGUCAACGCUAUUAUGGAGCUGACAAUGUAGGCAACAUAGUCACAA
Molecule: messenger RNA, 692 nt
Organism: Hyposmocoma kahamanoa
Lineage: Eukaryota; Metazoa; Arthropoda; Insecta; Lepidoptera; Cosmopterigidae
Gene: Nacalpha
Product: nascent polypeptide-associated complex subunit alpha
Exons: 5
Coding region: 6-677 (223 amino acids)
Biological process (GO): protein targeting to membrane
Cellular component (GO): nascent polypeptide-associated complex; cytoplasm
Source: RefSeq, a predicted model, not a curated record